Messenger RNA from Phyllostomus hastatus (greater spear-nosed bat), 1136 nucleotides. It is a transcript of the gene DDRGK1, whose product is annotated as DDRGK domain containing 1. The transcript is spliced from 9 exons. NCBI's taxonomy places the organism in Eukaryota, Metazoa, Chordata, Mammalia, Chiroptera, Phyllostomidae. The coding region runs from base 67 to 1002 and encodes 311 amino acids. The record is from RefSeq and is a predicted model, not a curated record.
UGGGCGGGGCUUGGGAGUCUCCGGGCUUGAAGGUGGACGCGCAGGUCCCACCUGGAAGCUGUCGUCAUGGUAGCCCCGGUGGUGUACCUGGUGGCGGCGGCUCUGCUAGUCGGCCUUAUCUUCUUCCUGACUCGCAGACGGGGCCAAGCGGCAGCAGCCAGUGGAGAGCCACUGCACAAUGAAGAGGCAGCAGGCCGAGCGGCCCAGCCUCGGCCCCUGGAGCCCGAGGAUCAGAGGGCUGGGGGUAGACCCCGGCGCCGCAGGGACCUGGGCAGUCGCCUGCAGGCCCAGCGUCAAGCCCAGCGAUUGGCUAGGUCUGAGGUGGAUGAGAAUGAGGAGGAGGUCAUCAUCCCAGCCCAUGAGGAAGAAAGCGAGAAGCCAGCAGAAACUCACCUGUCAGGGAAAAUUGGAACCAAGAAACUACGGAAGCUGGAGGAGAAACAAGCACGAAAAGCCCAGCGCGAGGCAGAGGAAGCUGAGCGUGAGGAGCGGAAGCGCCUUGAGUCUCAGCGUGAGGCAGAGUGGAAGAAGGAGGAGGAGCGGCUUCGACUGGAGGAGGAACAGAAGGAGGAGGAGGAGAGGAAAGCCCGGGAGGACCAGGCCCAGCGGGAGCACGAGGAGUACCUGAAACUGAAGGAGGCCUUCGUGGUGGAGGAGGAGGGUGUGGGCGAGACCAUGACCGAGGAGCAGUCCCACAGCUUCCUGACAGAGUUCGUCAACUACAUUAAGCAGUCCAAGGUUGUGCUUUUGGAAGACCUGGCUUCCCAGGUGGGCCUGCGGACUCAGGAUGCCAUAAACCGCAUUCAGGACCUGCUGGCCGAGGGGACUCUGACAGGUGUGAUUGACGACAGGGGCAAGUUCAUCUACAUUACCCCGGAGGAGCUGGCUGCUGUUGCUAACUUCAUCCGGCAGCGGGGCCGGGUGUCCAUCACUGAGCUUGCCCAGGCCAGCAAUUCCCUCAUCUCCUGGGGCCGGGAGCCCCCUGCCCAGGCCCCAGCCUGACCUAGCCCAUCUCUCUUGGACUCAGAGCCGGGACAGCCUACCUGACCGUAUAUCUUUAUUCCUGGCCACCAUCCUAGGGCAGUGGUGGGGCGUGGCCAGGCAGUUCUCGAUUAAAGGCCUGUGAGUACUGCUGA